Messenger RNA from Amorphotheca resinae ATCC 22711, 773 nucleotides. RefSeq lists its product as hypothetical. The record is from RefSeq and is a predicted model, not a curated record. NCBI's taxonomy places the organism in Eukaryota, Fungi, Ascomycota, Leotiomycetes, Helotiales, Amorphothecaceae. Bases 1 to 600 code for a protein of 199 amino acids. The transcript is spliced from 2 exons.
AUGCCUUCCAAGAUUCAACUCGACGAAAACCUCUGGUUUCUCUACAUCUGCCUCCAAAAAUCCGAUCUGAAAUCUAUAGAUUUUACCGCCGUCGGCGCCUCGACGAAUCUCAAGCCUCCCGCCGCGCGCAUGCGCUACACGCGCCUGCGUCGGCAGAUCGAGUCCGGGACUUUGAUCGGGACGCACGGGACGCCGUUCCCCUCGGACAAGGUAGUCGAGAAGAUCGCCGAAGCGGGGAAGAAGCGAAAGCGAGUGAAUUCUGGGAAGGACGUCAAAGGCGACGAUGACGAGGAGGAGCUCAAAGGGAAGAAGAAGGAGAAGGAGAGGAAGCGGGAGAGGAGCGUGGUGAAGAGGGAGAGGGAGGAUAGCGAUGACUUUGAGAGUAGUGGUGAGAGCGUGACUGAUUUUGGAGACUCCGAGGAUGAGAUCCCGUUGGCGAAGUUGAGAAAGUCGAAGAUGAUGGCUUUGGAGACAUCGACUUCUCAGAUGGCGGGUGGGGAUGGUGGUGGCUCGGGGCUGCACGCUUCUCAACCGUCUACUGGAAACCUGGGAUGGGAGAAAGGCGAACAGUGGAAUUACAAGAAUGGGAACUUUGGGUAGAGCCAGAAACCGCAACAAUCAGUCUGAGUUGAAAAAGUAUGGAUGCUCUAGUCUCUGAAAUAUUAUGUAUCAUUUACUGAAAGUGGUUUUACUCUGCUCGCUUAGAAAAAGGGGAGAAGAGAGGGACAGGUUGGGGAAACAGCAUGAAGGAUAAGGUACGUUAAUCAAAAGCC